This is a messenger RNA of Sparassis crispa, 2190 nucleotides long. RefSeq names its product Pet127-domain-containing protein. The coding region runs from base 1 to 2190 and encodes 729 amino acids. The transcript has 11 exons. The record is from RefSeq and is a predicted model, not a curated record. Gene Ontology annotation, cellular component: mitochondrial envelope; mitochondrion. Gene Ontology annotation, biological process: mitochondrial RNA 5'-end processing. Lineage: Eukaryota; Fungi; Basidiomycota; Agaricomycetes; Polyporales; Sparassidaceae.
AUGCCUCUCUCAUCUGAUGUCUCCUCAAGAGUCCUGGGUCGUCUUGCUCGCAGACACCGGUGUCCUUCCCGUGGUCGUUUCUCCAGCAGCACUGCUCCCAAGCCAGAGAAUACAGAGUCUCGAAAUGAUAGACCGGAGACCUUACACUCGAACCAUGCGAAUGCCAGCACUUCAUCUCUGACAGAUCCGGUGGCAGAGUCGUCCGGCCCACCACCUCCGUUGUUUCCGUCUCGCUCUGAAUUGUUCGCGAAUUUGUUUGGAAAGGCAGGCGCAGACCCAUUUUCGCUUGCGUCAAAUGAGGCAUCCACUAGUAGUGCCUCCUCAGCGGUGCCUGGCAGUACGCUGGUCCACAGUAGCGACGUCCCUGAGAGCUCACCGAAGACCAGGGAAAUUCCACCUCACGAUCUCGAUGCUGCGCUCCAUGAACUAUCUCUCAGCAGCCGGCUUCUAGAACGGAUAACGCUCGAGGAUACCAGCAAUAUCAACGAGUCUAAUGUCCGUCAAAGCCUCGAUUUCCUUAAGCAAAUACAGCACAUGAACGCUCCCAGGCAGCCUGUGGAAGCAUCUCGCAGAUACAGAUUACCUUGGUACAAACGCCGCGUUGGGGGCGUAAUAUCUAAUUCAGAUCAGAUUGUCCUCACAGAUUUAACUCCGCCAACCAGAACACGACCCAUUUCGACGUUAAAGCAUGGUUUGAAUCGCGUUUUGUUCAAUUCUGGAGUCACCUGGUUACAAGAUCCAAGAUCAUCAGUGUAUAACUUUCAUCCCAAACUCAAGAAGAUCCCCAAAGUGGACACGUUUGCAUUUGAUCGUCUGACUGGUUUCGUAACCAGUUCCAAGGAUGAAGAUCUGUGGCAACUCGCAAAGAAAGAAGGAUGCACCUUCGUUGGUUCGACCUCUUCGCUCACUGGAGUGCUCAGCCAUAUAUACUUCUUACUAUCCGACGACAAGUUGGUCGACCUGCACAAUCUCACCAGCGCAUUUCGACGAGAACCUCGCACGUUCACUCCAGGACAGCGGAUGCCUGUCUCUGUGGUCCUGAGGUAUCGGGAUGGCGUUUACUCCGUUGACUCCGAUGUUUCUCAUCUAGAUGUCAUGAAGGAGUCGAUCCUCUCGAAACUGGGAAUCAUGAUGGAGAAAGUCUUCACUACGUCAUGGGAUAGGGUGCAGAAUCUGCUAGACCGCCCGCCGACAGAAGACAUGAAUGUCGUCCCGGAGAAAGAGGCGUAUCGCUAUGCGAAAUGCGGCAAAUUCGUGAUGCGUGCACAGCUGGAUUGUCAUCACAGCUCUCUCCCCGGUACGGGUGUGUUCGACAUCAAAACUCGCGCUGCUAUGCCAAUCCGACUUGACGUGUGGAAUUAUCAGGACCACGUCGACUACCGGAUAAAGUCUGUUCAUGGUCCGGUGGAGAGUUUCGAGAAGGAGUACUAUGAUCUCAUCCGCUCCGCCUUCUUGAAAUACAGUUUUCAAGCUCGUAUCGGAAAUAUGGACGGCGUCUUUGUCGCUUUCCAUAACACAGAUCAAAUCUUUGGAUUUCAAUACAUACCUCUAGAGGAGAUGGACAUGCGACUUUAUGGUGACUCAAAAGCUGGUCCUCGCGUAUUCACACGAUGCAUAGGUCUUAUGCAAGCGAUAUUUUCCGAAAUUACCACGUAUCUCCAGGAGCAGGACGUACGCUGUACGUUUGAGACGCGGGAAUUUGGGAAAUUCAUGAACGUGUGGAUUGAACCCCUGGAAUGGCUGCACGGAGAGGACAAGCCCAUUCUGCAGCUAGACAUCAAGCUGUGGAACUACGUGGGAACCGAACAAGUCUCUGGUGUGAAGGCUGUCGACUCGGUUGAUCAGGAGUGGCACGUCAGCUACUCCAUCGCGAAGUCGUCGCUCGGGGCGGACCGCAUCCUCGCCAACCGGCAGGCCGCGUACAACCGGCAGCUGCACAUGUACAGGUUUGGCUUGAACAUCAACGACGUAGUGGAGCACGGGGACGGGGUAACCGAGGAGACCUUCGAAAAGGCGGCGCAAGCCCGCGCCGCUGUCUUCCAGACGGCGGCUCGUGCCAAGGUGGGUGCAGCCCGACGUGCCGAACGCGCUUCUGCAAGCUUCAAAGAGCCUUCAGCACAAGACCUUGCGGGCAUCCUCAGUGCUAUAAUGCCACGGUCCGAAAACCCAGCAGAGAGGGAACCCUCAUAG